Messenger RNA from Hippoglossus stenolepis (Pacific halibut), 1555 nucleotides. RefSeq names its product zinc finger protein 585B. The record is from RefSeq and is a predicted model, not a curated record. NCBI's taxonomy places the organism in Eukaryota, Metazoa, Chordata, Actinopteri, Pleuronectiformes, Pleuronectidae. Gene Ontology annotation, cellular component: nucleus. The coding region runs from base 202 to 1011 and encodes 269 amino acids. The transcript has 2 exons.
AAAACAGCUCAUCUUUCAUUUUAUGUAACUUAACAUAUUAUUAUAUCAAUAUAUAUCAUAGUAAAAAAAUCUUUUCUUAAAUAAAAAAGUCAAAGACGUGAUGAUGUAGUAGCUCUGCUCCUCCAGCAGGAGGCAGUGACGUAUCCCAGCUGCACACUGAGCAUGCGCAGGGACAUGAACCCGGAAGUGUGAGAGGUAAACAUGUCGAAGAUCCAGAUGUUGCAGCUGCUCAUCACGCAGCGACUCAGCGCGGCCGCGGAGGAAAUCUUCGGAGUGUUCGGGAGAACCAUCGCCGAGUACGAGGAGGAAAUCUCCCGCUCCAAGCUGGAGAUCGACCGCCAGAGGAGGCUGCUGGAUCUGAGCAGGAAGCCCCGGGUCUCGGUGCAGCUCAGCGGCGGAGCUCUUUGUGAGCAGCAGGAUUGGAGGUUCAGUGUCGACCUGAACGAGAUGAAGUCUCCUCAGAUCAAAGAGGAGGACGAGGAGUCGUGGUCCACUCAGCAGGAGGAGACGCAGCAGACGAUGCAGCAGAAUGACGUGAAGCUGUUCCAGAGCGACGGAACCGAGGAGGAGGUCAACAACCACACGACUCCGUCAAUGUUCCAGAGACAGGAGGAGGAGGAGGAGGAGGAGGAGGAGGAGGAGGACCCUCAGCCAGGGACGUCAGUAGAGGACGAAGAUCUGAGCUCGGCUCAGCCGGACCUGGAUGCUCCGCUGUCCGAGGUCGUGGACUCGUACAUCUGCACCAUUUGUGGCCGUGCGUUCGCUCAGCGCGGCCACUGGGCCAAACACGUGCAGGUGCACCGGAAAGUCGAGAGCAAAGUGGACAAGUCCUACACGUGUGACAUUUGCGGGAAGAGGCUAACGCGGUUCGACGGUUAUCAGAAGCACCUGAGGAUCCACACGGGCGAGAAGCCGUACUGCUGCGACGAGUGCGGCCGCAGGUUCAGCGACAACUCCAACUACAAGCGACACAUUCGCACACACGCUGGAGCGAAGACGCAGCAGAGCUGAGGCGUCUCGACUGUGACAAACUUUUUCAUCAUGUCACAUGAAAAGUUUCAAAAAAUGUUUUGAGAGAAACAUCAAGAAAACGUUUCAGUCGAUAAAUGAAAAGAUAAUAUAUGUUUUUCAGGAAAAGACUAAGAUUUUCUUUCAGUCUCCUCCGACGUUUUAUUUUCACUCCGGAUCUGUUUGUUAUAACCCUAUAUCGUAAGUAUUAUUUCAGAUCAUCACAGUGAUCCAAUGAUUCAUAUAUUUAUUACAUCAGUUACUGUAAGAACCUUUAUUUACAGUGUACUGUGUUGAAUGCUUUUCAAAAUAGAAGCCCUUAUUCAAACUUGGAGGAGACUGAAAACUGAACAUCUCAACGUUUCUCUUCUUUAAUCAGUUUGGACGACGUUUGACAUGUAAAUAAAUCAAAAGUUUUCAUAUUUAUUAACGUGGACCAAGAGACACAUUCUUAUUUUUAUAACUGAAAUAAUUAAACAUUAAAACAUAAUCAUCAGUGUUUGUUUAUUAAAGCCUGUGAUCAAUAAAGAUUUUUUAUUUUCUCUGA